AUGCGUGUGGCGGUGCUGGGGGCCGGGGUGAUUGGGCUCUCCACUGCCCUGUGCCUCCACCAGCAGUACCACAGCCUGGUGCCCUCCCUGCAGCUGGAGGUCUAUGCAGAUCACUACACACCCAACACCACCAGUGAUGGGGCAGCUGGCUUGUGGCAGCCCUACGUGAGCGACCAGGGCGACCUGCAGGAGACGCUGUGGAACAAGGAGACCUUCGAUCACCUCCUGGGGCUCCUGUGCUCCCCAGCAGCGCAGGACAUGGGACUGUUCCUCAUUUCUGGCUACAACCUGUUCACACAGCCAGUGCCGGACCCAUCUUGGAAGAACAUUGUCCUGGGAUUCAGGAACCUGACACCAAAAGAGCUUGAGCUCUUCCCUGGUUACAGCUAUGGAUGGUUCAACACAGCCCUGAUGCUAGAGUGCAGGAGCUAUCUGCCAUGGCUCACCAACAAGUUAACGCAGGGAGGGGUGAAGUUUUUCCAUAAGAAGGUUGAAUCUUUCCAGGAGAUGUUUGCCCAGGGGGUGGAUGUUGUGAUAAACUGCACUGGGAUGCGUGCUGGGGAGCUGCAGCCUGACCCAGAGCUCCAGCCUGGCCGUGGACAGAUCAUAAAGGUCCUGGCCCCGUGGCUGAAGCAUUUCAUCAUCACUCACAGCACCCAAAGUGGCAUCUACAACUCACCAUACAUCAUCCCAGGGAGUGAGUUCACAGUCCUGGGAGGGAUCAACCAGCGUGGCAACUGGAGUGAAGAGAACAGUGCCCAGGAUCACAAAACCAUCUGGGAGAGCUGCUGCAGGCUGCUGCCUGCUCUCCAGGAAGCAAAGGUGGUGCAGGAGUGGAGUGGCUUGAGACCAACACGGCCCCGGGUCCGCCUGGAGCGGGAGACCGUCGCCCAUGGGCACCUCCAGGCAGAGGUGAUACACAACUACGGGCAUGGAGGGUUUGGGAUCACCAUCCACUGGGGCUGUGCCAUGGCAGCAGCCAGGCUUUUUGGGAGCAUCCUGCAGGAGAAGAAGCUGGCCAGGCCCCGCCAGCCCCGCCUGUGA
This is a messenger RNA of Indicator indicator, 1044 nucleotides long. It is a transcript of the gene DAO, whose product is annotated as D-amino acid oxidase. The coding region runs from base 1 to 1044 and encodes 347 amino acids. The transcript has 10 exons. The record is from RefSeq and is a predicted model, not a curated record. Gene Ontology annotation, molecular function: D-amino-acid oxidase activity; FAD binding. Lineage: Eukaryota; Metazoa; Chordata; Aves; Piciformes; Indicatoridae.